CUUCGCCGUCACAUGCUUCCCAUUUUGGAUCGACAGAGAGAACUCUUUCAGCAGGACAAUGCCAGGCCGCAUACGGCACGUGUAAUAAUGGAUUUCCUACAGAAUGAGAAUAUUAAUGUGCUGUCAUGGCCAUCAAUAUCGCCAGAUCUCAACCCUAUUGAACAUCUAUGGGACGAACUGGACAGACGUGUACGCCAGCGUGACCCGGAGCCUUAGACGCUUCCGCAACUGUCACAUGCACUGCAGGAAGAAUGGGCUAGAAUUCCACGUGCCCCGAUUCAUAGACUCAUCCAAUCUAUGCCAAGAAGAUGUCGCGCAGUGAUUGCUGCUGUUGGUGGCCACACAAGAUUUAAUAUGAGAAGAAAAACAAAGAAAAGAGAAGGUAGAAAAUAGUAAUCGAAAAUACUGAGAGAAUUACUUACAUGGGCGACGUUUCUUCGAUGAAGCAAUCAAUAUAUUAAAGUGGAAAGUGAAAAAGUGAACUAUACAUGUGAACGAUGGCGUGCAGUGAUGCGUAUAUUUGAGGGUGACCUGUCGCAAGGGGGCUAAAGAUGACUUCCCUUUAGAUCAAAAUGUUUCUGAUUUUCAGCAUUUUAGCUCAUUUCUGAUUGAUGCCAACUUUAAAAAAGACAAAAAUAAAGAUUUACCAACAUGAUGAUCAGCAGUUCAUUGCCGCUAACAGUUGUCUGUGUUAUUGAGAUGGUGGCGGCACAAACAGGAUGGAUGAGCUCUCUCGGACAAGGAAGACCAAGUUCCAUGGGUAGACAAGGCUUCAGCAGUGGACAAAGCUUCAGUAGUGGGCAGGGCUUCAGUAGUGGACAAGGCUUUAAUCGUGGACAAGGCUCCAGCAGUGGACAAGGCUUCAGUAGUGGGCAGGGCUUCGGUAGUGGACAAAAUUUCAUGGCCAGACAAAGUCAAAAUACACCGUGGAGACAAAAUGCGAUGAAUAGACAAACUAAUAGAUUCAGUGCUCAAAACUUUAGGAGCAGGCCAAGCUUCAUGAGCAAUCAGAAUCAGUUUCCCAGUCAGACUUCUAAUCAGUUAUCUAAUCAACGCUCCAAUCAGUUCUCCAAUCAGUUCCCAAAUCGGGUCUCUAACCAGUUCUCCAGUCAGCGCUCCAAUCAGUUCCCAAAUCGGUUCUCUAACCAGUUCUCCAAUCAGUUUGGAGGUGGCUUGAUGCGACGAGGGCAACAAGGAGGAUCCGGACAGACGUUCGGACAAUUCUCACAACAGAAUCCAUGGAGGUCUCAGCAAACCCAGGCGACUGGUCCAUCAUGGUCGAUAUUUGGACAGACGUCGCAGAGAGGCAACCAGGGUGGUUGGGCCCGUUCACAGUUUAGUACGGGAGUAUGGCCGUCGGCGAUGACCCAAGAGCAAAGUCCAUGGUCCCUCGUCAGCCCAAUAAACAACGGAGGUCAAUCGAAUGUGCAACCACGUCUUCCAGUAUCAGUUUGUACGAGAGUUACUUGUCCAUCUGGUCUAGCAUGUCACAAGGCCGGUACUAGUUACCGAUGUAUGCGACCUGUUGCACAUAACCCAUGUGAGCUGCCUUCUGGAACCGUAGGACCGUGUGAAGCAUUUCUACCACGUUAUACAUACAAUCAAACUUCAGGGAAAUGCGAAAAAUUUACCUUUGGUGGUUGCCGAGGAAACGACAACAAUUUUAUUUAUUUAAAAGACUGUAAAAGACGUUGUAUAAAAACAAAGGUCACGGAAAAGAUAUAACACUCGACAUGUAACGACCUUAAUCAAUACUGUUGUAAAUAUUGCAAUGGGUUGUUUUUGAAACAUUUAAAAAAUCUUCGUCGAAAUUUACGAAUGGACAGUGAAAUAUAUUUAAAAACCCAAAUAUGAUCAAUACUGACAUUAAGUUGAUAUUUUUAAUUUAAAGAUUUCUGAUUUCUGAUUUAUCACUCUAAAUUGACUACCCCUUCCAACUUGACUUUUGUUUUAUGCUUAUCAGUAAGGUCAUAUGACGUUUUGUUUUAUACAUUUCAGGGAAGAACUUAGAUUACUACCCUUUCUGCAAAAAAAAAUCAUAAAACCAUAGAAAAUCUAGCCAAGUUUAUCACCGUAUUUAGGACAUCCCUUGCUCCUUCAAAAAAGAGUUGAUGUUGGUGGUGGUGGUAGCUGUAUAUAUAAUUUUUAUGGGUUCUUGAGUAUUGGAGAAAGCCAUUAUAAAAUAACGAAAAAGCGGUGUACACAAAGAGGAACGUAGACUGAAUUUCUUCAGUUUCUUUAUUUAUUGAUUGUUGAAACGUGUAAGAUAGUCUUGUAUUAUUGCCAUCAAUUGGAUUAUCGUUAUUUCUCAUGUCUUUAUAAAAAAAGGUGUAAUUACAGAGAGCCUGCUAUAGCUUUCGAUCCAAACAUGUCUGGCAUUCAGCACGCUUACAGAACUAGUCAGUAUUUGUUUAACGUAACAAAAUCGAACAAUGAGGUAACCUAGGUGAAAAUGAAUACUUUCGUCUUUCUUUUAUUAAAGAACAUAAAAUUGUCAUCAAAAUCCCAGAUCAAUUAUCUAUAAUCAAGAUGGCAAAAUCGAAAGUGUUGCAGUAAGUUCACAAUUAUCGACAUUUCCACGUGCGUUAGAAAAGAGAGAGAGAGAGAGAGAGAGAGAGAGAGAGAGAGAGAGAGAGAGAGAGAGAGAGAGAGAGAGAGAGAGAGAGAGAGAGAGAGAGAGAGAGUUAAAUGUAAGCGUAUAGUUUUGAAAAUAAAAAUAUUGUAAUCACUUGUGUAUAUGAGCUUCAUAAAAUAAUGGAUUGCCAAUUUGACUGAAUGGAAACACGUUUUACGAUAUCAAAAGAUUCUGUGAAAUCAUUUAAUCACAAUCAUACAUUGAAUUUCAUGGACAAUUAUAGAAUAGGACAUCAUUUCAUUUUAUUGCUGAGUUACAGUCAAUAUUUCUGCUGUACACUUUUAGGAGGUGAAAGUGUAUCAAAAAGUAAACUGUGUAUACUGAUGAAAAUGUCGAUCAUUGUAAACAGAUCAUUAUUAAUUUAUAAUGGUCAAAUUAAUGGGAUUUUUUAAAGUUUUACAAAUAUACUCGUAUUGGUAAAAUAAAACAAAUGUCUCAUAUUCAACGACUUUUAUGCCUGGGUUAUAUUGCACAAACCUGUUAUCAUAUUCAAAAUCUUACAUCUGGAAAAACACAGAAUUCAAUAAAUAAUAUGUCCACUACGCGUUCUAAGAAACUCGUUAUUAAUUACAUUUAUGCUAGGUUCAUACUACUAACUGCCAGUACAAAGUUAGCCAAUUUUCUGCUUUUACGACUUCUACGACUGUCCAGUUGCUAGUCGAGCGCCCUUACGACUUCUACGAACGCCGAGUUGUUGGUCUGAGCGCACCCGUCUAAGUCGGGAGUUGGAAAAAGAACAACGCAACCGUCGAAUUGGCUAACUUUCUGCUGCAAUUGGUAAUCUAAGCCUAAAAUAACAACAAUACUGUGGUACCAAGUCGACUUUUAAAUGUAAAAUAGGUAUGAUAUCGACUCUUAAUUAGUAAAUAAGCAUUAACAUCUGAUUCAGCAUACUGAAAAUUCCUGAAAUCGAUAUUUUGAAGUUUGUUGCUUCCGUAAAGUGGUUUAAGUAUCGGUGGCGCCCAUUUUGCCCCCCCCCCCCCCCCCCCCGACAUGUGCCAGUUUCAAAUGGUUGCCCCCAAAAUAAUAAUUUUUACGUUUCUUAGAGUUAUGGAAACCAUCUUCAAAGCUCCAAAAGAAUUUGUCACGGAUCCUGUUGAAUGGUACUAUUCUAAAAAUAUACUUGAAUUGAGUGUUAUCUUGUCUUAAAGCAGUAUUCCAUAUUAAAACAGAGUUCUCGAUCAAACAGAAUUUUGUUCUCUCACUCAGUAAUCUGUAUGUAGUACUCUCUUCUUUUAAAACAAUUCUUUCUUUUGAAAAUAUAUGUAUAGUUAUAAAAUAUGGUUUUUGUUUUUGUUCAUUAUUUGUACAUAAAACUGUCACAUUUCGAUGAAAUAAAUGUAUGUAGUUCAUAUA
This is a messenger RNA of Gigantopelta aegis, 3991 nucleotides long. RefSeq lists its product as uncharacterized. The transcript is spliced from 8 exons. The record is from RefSeq and is a predicted model, not a curated record. Gene Ontology annotation, molecular function: serine-type endopeptidase inhibitor activity. Lineage: Eukaryota; Metazoa; Mollusca; Gastropoda; Neomphalida; Peltospiridae. The coding region runs from base 652 to 1725 and encodes 357 amino acids.